UUACAGAAAUAUUCAAUAAAAGUGGAGGUGAUGUCAAAAAUGUGGCAUUUAAUGGCGCAUCACAGAAAAAUAUUACUAUGAGGUGUUUUACCUACAAAAUGAAGGUGGUACUAGUAGGGCUGCUUUUCCUCUGUCUCAUGGCCAUACGUUCUGAAACAACUCCUGUUAAACUCUGCGGGAGAGAAUUUGUCAGAGCUGUUGUCUUUGCUUGUGGAGGAUCACGGUGGAGAAGACAACUGGAUGAGCCUUUCUCAGAAGGGCUCAUAGGUGCAAAUGGAAAUUACAUUGAGAAGUCGAAAUCCCAAAGCAAUGAAUUCAUCCAAUACAACAUGGAGUCUGAGCAAGCUUUGCGAGGCAUGCAACAGAAGUCUGUGCACAAAAGAAGUGAGGAUCUUACGCGGCUUACGGUCACUUGCUGUACUGUUGGAUGCAGUGCAAACAGUAUAAGUUCACUGUGCUAAAAAUGUAAGAUGCUGCCAUGGAAGCUUAUCAAAAUAAGACACAUUAUGUCUAGAAUACAUCAUUUCCAAAUCUUUUCUGUCCCACUUUGUAUCUCCCAACUCUGCAGACCUUCCUAGCUGCCAUUCCGCUUAGGAUGUUGCACAAAUUGGAAAUAUUUUUAAACACUCGUGUAUCAGCCAUGUGAAGCAAUCUGCUUUUCUUUAUUCCCUAAUUUUGAAAUAA
Molecule: messenger RNA, 684 nt
Organism: Python bivittatus (Burmese python)
Lineage: Eukaryota; Metazoa; Chordata; Lepidosauria; Squamata; Pythonidae
Source: RefSeq, a predicted model, not a curated record